Messenger RNA from Capsicum annuum, 2274 nucleotides. Its product is annotated as recQ-mediated genome instability protein 1. Gene Ontology annotation, cellular component: nuclear body; RecQ family helicase-topoisomerase III complex. Gene Ontology annotation, molecular function: nucleotide binding. Gene Ontology annotation, biological process: double-strand break repair via homologous recombination; resolution of meiotic recombination intermediates. The record is from RefSeq and is a predicted model, not a curated record. Bases 26 to 2008 code for a protein of 660 amino acids. NCBI's taxonomy places the organism in Eukaryota, Viridiplantae, Streptophyta, Magnoliopsida, Solanales, Solanaceae. The transcript has 8 exons.
UUUUGGAGGGAAAAAAUUUCCCACAAUGAGCAGAAGACGCCACCAAAUCAUCUGUUCUUCUUCCUCCGACGACGAAGACAAUGACGAGAACUACGAUCCUCAUCAACUCUCUGCCGCCGCCGCCGCCGCCACCGCCACCGCCACCGCCACCGCCACUGGCAACGAAGAAAACCAACAACCUAAUAACAACAGCAACAACAUCGAAAUGGAAAUUCUAGAAUCUUCUAACAACUUCCAAUCCGUAACCCUAAAUUCUCCGAACCAAGUCCCUACUACACCUGUCAGUGAACCUAUUGGGAAUGUGGCGGUGGCAGCAGCGGAUUGUGGUAUUGGUAGGGUAUUGGAAGGAUUAGGGUUGAGAUUGCGGAGGGAAUGGUUAGAUUCGUGUGUUAGAGGACUUGAAGGAAGAGGGAGGUUUUCGGGAUUGGAUGAUACGGAGAAGGCGAAGAUGUCUUUUGAGCAGUUUUUGUAUUCGGAUAUGAAUUAUUGUGGUGCAGGAAUGCUUCCAAGAGAUGUUCAUAAGUUGCAUUUGGUUGAUCUUAAAGGACCCUUUGUUCUUCAGGUAGAUGAGAUUGUGAAUAUCAGUUGUCCUCUUCGAGAUAGGUACCAGAAAGCAGCUGCUGGAAUAAAGAGGUGUCUGAAAUUGUCCAUGACUGAUGGCAUUCAGCGUGUAUUUGGGAUGGAGUACAGGCCAAUAAAAGAUCUCGACGUUCUGGCUCCUUCUGGACUGAAGGUUGCUAUCUGUAAUGUUCACAUUAGGCAUGGACUUAUGAUGUUGGUCCCUGAAGUAAUUGAAGUUCUGGGUGGGAUGGUGGAAGAGUUAGAAGAAGCAAGACAGCGGCUAGUUAAUGAAAUAAAUAAGCCACCAAGGGGGAAAAGAACAAGGUCUGGAGUGGUUCCUCCUUUGGCAAAUAGAGCUACUAAUGCUGCAUGGCCACGAGAAGGUGUUACAGCUCCAGAGCACGCCGAUACUUCCUCAAGACAAAGUAUGCAUUUUCAGGUUCCUCAGCAAGGAAUGUCUGGCGUUGCUACUUCUGCAACAGAAGAAAUUCAUCCCAUUACACCUGGCUUGCCAUCUGCUCCGACAAUUACCACUCCUGUUUAUAGAAGAGAUGCUCAAUCUAAUUUUCCGUCUACUCCAGCUGUUUCUGUCCCAUUCAAUAUGAACGUUACUAGGCCUACCUUUCCAUCUCAUGCAGCUAGUCAUGCAGAGGAUAUCCAUAUGGCUGACAUGACCACUGAAUGCAUUGAUGUUCCAAUUAGAAGGGAACAUAAUGACCCUGUCCGUUUGUCUUCUUCCUCCAUGGAACUGGAGGAACUUCUGCCAGAUGUUAGAAGUGGCCCUGCCACACCUGCCAGUAGCAGGAGCAGAGGAAGUGUUCCUGUCUCUAGCGGUAGUGUCCAUAAUGAAGAUGUAGAGCCAGACUCAUUGUCUACUGCAGCAACUGACGUUGAAGAAAUUGAUUUGGUUGAUGAGUUGGACCAUCCAUUCAUUCUUUCUGGAGGGAAGGAAAACCCUUUCACUUACCUAGCCAGUCUGUCGGCUAAGCAGGCUGGUAUGAAUGGUAGUGCUUCCGCUGUUACAGGAAAAAUUAAGUGCUUUCUUACUGGUGUGAAGGGCUUUCAAUAUAGACAGACGAGUAAAUACGAGCUUCGGGUUUAUGUUGACGAUGGCAGCCUAAUCUCUGAGAUCCUUAUAGAUCAUUCUCUUGUGCAGAAGAAAAUCAGCUUUUCUCCUGAAGAGGUAACUGCUGCUAUUAGUUCUUCAGAUAGUAAACGAGUCAGUGAUAUGAAGGAGACACUGAAAUGUUUCCAGAAAUUCUUGAUUAAUUUUGAGGGAACAAUGCUUGUACAUUUGAAUGUAGGAUCCCCAGUUCCAGUUGCUACUGAAAUGAACCAGGGGUGUCCUGCCUCUGAUGCGCGAUUGCUUCUCAAAAGACUAAAGCCCUCUACUUCUCCGCGAGCACAUCACCUUCAUCAACCAGAAACCAUCUAUUUAUCCCCUUGACGUGCUGAUAUAUGCAGGUCAACUCGUUCUCCAUAGAACUUCAAAACCACGCGAUCAAGGUGAGUUACAUGACAUUGCUCAAUUCAGAAAGUUUGCAUGAGAUGACGCCCUGAGAAGCAAUGGUGUAAAUGCAGAAAUAGUUGAAACGAUUCGUCAAUUUACUUCCUUUUUUUGGUAGUGCUAGGGUGCACAAGGAGCUUCAUCCUAACCUCCUUUGAUGGAAUGGUCAAUUUUUUUUAAUUUAAAUAUGAUAGAUAUUGAAUUUC